Messenger RNA from Heteronotia binoei (common prickly gecko), 2780 nucleotides. RefSeq names its product fibroblast growth factor 19 (gene FGF19). Bases 159 to 812 code for a protein of 217 amino acids. Gene Ontology annotation, biological process: cell differentiation; fibroblast growth factor receptor signaling pathway; animal organ morphogenesis. Lineage: Eukaryota; Metazoa; Chordata; Lepidosauria; Squamata; Gekkonidae. Gene Ontology annotation, molecular function: growth factor activity; fibroblast growth factor receptor binding. The transcript is spliced from 3 exons. Gene Ontology annotation, cellular component: extracellular region; cytoplasm. The record is from RefSeq and is a predicted model, not a curated record.
CCCUUCCUGAGGAAUUAGCUCCAAAACACCAAGCUCCACACACACACACACACCCUUCUCUCUCUCUCUCCCUCUCUCUCUCCCCCCGUGGGAACCUUCGCUUCUCUGUCUGCAUUGCUGUGUUUGCCUGGAAGGGAGUCCUCUCGCAACUGGCCGAGAUGUGGCAGAAGCCUCUGGCUCUGAUGGGAUUUUGCUUUGCCGUGGUCGCCAGAUCUUUGCCUCUCACAGAUGCUGGACCACAUGUCAACUACGGCUGGGGGGAGCCUGUAAGAUUAAGGCAUCUCUACACCGCCGGCAGGCACGGGAACUUCAGGUUUUUCCUGCGGAUUAACGGCGAUGGCCGAGUGGACGGCACCGGCACCCAAAGUCUGCACAGUUUGCUAGAGAUCAGAGCCGUGUCGGUUCGCACGGUGGCGAUCAAGGGUGUGCACAGCUCUCGCUACCUUUGCAUGGAAGAGGAAGGGAGGCUGCACGGGCUUCUCAUAUAUUCUACAGAGGAUUGUUCUUUUGAAGAGGAGAUUCGUCCAGAUGGCUACAAUGUCUACAAGUCAAAAAAAUAUGGUGUUUCAGUCUCCUUAAGUAGUGCCAAACAAAGACAACAAUUUAAAGGGAAAGAUUUUCUUCCACUGUCUCAUUUCUUGCCUAUGAUCAACACUAUCCCAGUAGAGUCUACAGAUUUUGGAGAAUAUGGUGAUGUUAGACCACCUCAAGAAUCUGGUAUUUUCAAUUUGCCUGUUGAAACUGAUAGCACGGACCCCUUUGGCAUCACUUCAGAUGUAUCAUCAGUGCAAAGUCCUAGCUUUGGUAAAUAACCAGGGCUCUUUUGCUUUAGUUUUGCUUUCUCUCACACACACAACAACAAAACCAACGUCUAUGGUAGUGAAUCUGGCAGUAAUAUCUGAAAUACAGGAAUGUCUUUAGCCGUAGUACUGCCCUUGUGCAUCAAAUGAACAAUUACUGUAAAUUACUAACAGCACAAAAGCUACGUUCACAAAUACUUCCUAACAAUUCUACAAAAAAAAAAAAAAAACACGAAACCCCCACCAACCCUAGAAUGGUAUUUUAAAAACCUUCUCCUAAGAAAAGUUGUUUAAUUCAGGAAUGACAAAUAUGCAUAUUGUGCAGGCAUUUCUUCUGCCUUGGAGAUGUCUGAAAGGAUAAGAUGAUGAAUAUUUUACUUUACUACUUCAUUGUUUUAUAAUUCACCUCUUGCGUCCUGAUGACAAUAGCACCAAGCGAGGAAUAACUUAUUUUCUUUAAUGUGAUUCAAUUCAUCGAUGCAUAAGAAACAAAACUAGCACAACCAACUAAGGAAACACACACAAGCCACAGAAAUGAUUUAUUCAUUUAUUCCCAUAAAUCUCUGCAAGUAUUUGAGGAAUAUUAACCAUGGAUAGGCAAUUUCUACCCCGAGGUUAUCUGAUAUAGAGAUAAAAUUGGCCAUUUGGUCCUAGUGAAUGAGAUAAACUUAUUUUUUCAGUGAUCUAAUAUCUGGUGCUAGGGUUGCCAGCCUCCCAAGUGGGGCCUGGAGAUCUCCUGCUUUUACAAUUGAUCUCCACCUGGCAAAGAUCAGCUUCCCUGGAUAAAAUGGCUGCUUGGAAGGGUGGACUCUAUGGCAUGUACCAUGCUGAGGCUCCUCCCCCUCCCCUCCCCAAACCCCACCCUCUCCUGGAUCCAAUCCCAAAGUCUCCCAAGUAUUUUCAAACACAGACCUAACAACCCUAUCUGGUGCUAAAAGAGUAACCAGUUUUUUUAAUUUUCACUAGGUUCUUCAUUGUAUAAAACAGAAAGUAACUUUUAAUUUCUUAUACUGAAAAAAGCCAUAUUGACAGUGCUUUCCUAAGCAGCUCUACUCAGAAUCCUACUCAGGUCUAUUCAGUGAGGAUGAUUCCCAAAAAAUGUUGUUAGAAUUGUACUGUUACAGAUGCAAAUAUCUGAAGCCCUAAAUUUCUGGAAGAGUAUUGGCUGCUGUCCAUCUGGAAUUACCAAAUACAGAUGAACAUGUAACCAGUUAUCUUUUAUUGUGCUAUGUAGAGGAAGAAAAACAAGAUGUCUUUUGUGGCUGAUAAAGAAUUUUAUAUAACUUAAAACUUGCAUAUUCCUUUAGAAACCUAAUUUGAUCAAACGAAAUCCACCUUAUUUGUUUUGUUUUGUACAAUCUUUCUACAUAAGUAGUGAUUUAAAAAUAUAUAUUAUGAAGAAGUUACGGUUAUGCUUUGGCAAGACUUUUGAUCAAGGCCACUGGUGUUAACACUAUGAAUAUGACCAGUUGAGGAAUAUGGCAAACUGCCUGAAUCCUUGCCUUGGGAAAGUCAGUUGCUGGCACUGUUUUAAAUCAUUGUGGAUUUGCAUACCAUUGGAUAAUACAAUGCAGUAAGUAACAUUUUUUUUAACUUUGUAUAUAAACACCUUUAAACUAGCUGAAGGAAAAGUUAGAAGAGUCAUCUUCCAUAGAGUUUGCCAACUGGCCUGGAGGGGGGGGGGGAACUAUUCCUUUAAUAGAGGCUUAACGGGUGGAAAUGGGCAACUGAAGCUUUUAUGGCAUGAAGGUAAAUAAUAUCACCUAGAUAAUAGCAUUCAAAUAAGCCUCUUUGAAAGAGCCUUUUUUCUCACUAGGCAGUUGAUAACCCUAAUCUUGAGAUACUACAUUUUCCCAAAGAUUCUUGUAUAAAGUACUAUUGUUAUGUACAGAAAACUAAAAAAAAAAAUUAUUUUCUUGACUCAGCACUUCAUUGUCAAUGCUAUAUUUAUGUAAUUUAUUAAACACAUAUAUCUGUUUA